UUUACAGUUUUAUAUAAUGUGAAAUUAUUUAAUGAUAGGGACCAGCAGUGAUAAAUGACUGAUGUGUUCAAUAGUAAAUAGGAUUUAAUAUUCAAAAAACUGAUGCUAUACAAUUUUUAAAAGUAUAAACUUAUAAACAUACGAGAAAUACUACAAGACUCUAAAUAUGUGCCUGAUCUCCGACUCAUCAGUGGGAAAACUGAUACCUAGGAACAAUGUUAAUUGGACGGCAAUAGAUGCGAUACCAAUGCACUGACUGAACAAACGGAAAAGGAACAGUACCUUAUACAAUCAGACUUCUUCUUUCUAGUGCUUUAAGUACUGAUUCUUAAUAUAUUCUACUAAAACAAUAACUUUUUAAAAGUUUAAUAAGUUUAUUUUAAAGAUGCCAUUGCUGUACGGUGUGUUCCUGCUACUUUCAUUUACAAUAAACGUGAAUUCAGUAACAGUUGGAAACCUGUGUACUAACACCGUUGGCACUAAAUGUGACUGUACGUAUGAUGGUGCUGGAAGAUUAGAGGUUAACUGCUCCAAAAGGACUUUAGACUUAGUUCCUGCUGGGAUUCAACCUGAUGCAGUGGUUGUAGACUUCAGUGAUAACAUCAUUACAACUAUUGAAUUGAACGACUUUACUGGAUUAAAUCAACUAUCAACAUUAUAUUUACAACGUAAUCUGAUUUCUACUAUAGUACAGGGAGCCUUUGAUAAGUUAUACAAACUCAGUACCAUAAAUCUACAGAAUAACAAACUGACAGUGAUUCAGUCUGGAUCUUUUACUUACCUACCAAAUCUGGUUUCAUUGUAA
Molecule: messenger RNA, 805 nt
Organism: Mytilus trossulus (common blue mussel)
Lineage: Eukaryota; Metazoa; Mollusca; Bivalvia; Mytilida; Mytilidae
Product: asporin-like
Exons: 5
Coding region: 386-805 (139 amino acids)
Molecular function (GO): protein binding
Source: RefSeq, a predicted model, not a curated record